Chaetomium fimeti is the source of this 677-nucleotide messenger RNA. RefSeq lists its product as uncharacterized. The transcript has a single exon. The record is from RefSeq and is a predicted model, not a curated record. Bases 254 to 571 code for a protein of 105 amino acids. Lineage: Eukaryota; Fungi; Ascomycota; Sordariomycetes; Sordariales; Chaetomiaceae.
AUUCGAUGCCUGCCAUUUCCCCAAACAACCACGUUCCUUUGUCCAGCCCAUACGGGCAAACGCUCAUUAUUAUAUCACACAGUUCCGUCAACUCCUUACGCAGCUAGCCUCGGCACUCGAUAACGGAACUGGCUUCCUUAAACUCAACCACAAACUCAACCACCACUCACUGCCACUAGCUCCAAGUCUCUGCUAAGAAUAACAAAAAGCAAAUAACAAAAGGAAGACAAACAAACCCAAACCUCAAAUCAAAAUGGUCCGCCGCGCCCUAAGCCACCGCAGAGGCAGCAAUCUCAAACUCGAGGUCGACACCGCCAGCACGGCCGCCUCGACACCAACCUAUGUCAGCAUCCCCGUCAUCGUGCGCACCAGCACCGGCCGGCGCGAGUCGCUACCUCACUCACGCCACCACCUGUUGCGACGGUCGAGUAGUGUCAGCAGCCGGAGCACCAUGUCCUCGGGCUAUGGUGGGAGUAGUAGUAGGGGGACGGAUCUGUAUGACGGGGGGUCGGUGAUUGUGGAUGAUAUCGAUGAGGAGUUGGAGGGGGAGGCGAAGGAGGGGGGGAAUUGAAAGGAAGGGUCACUUGGGAAGAGGGUGCCCGGGGCAGUGUGAGGGUUGCCAAACGCCAAGAUGUAUAUAUAACCGACAUAAUUCACUUGACUUGGGUUCUCUCAGC